GGUGGCUGAAUGAAGCCGUUCGGUCAGUGAAUUCCAGGCAAAUUAAGCUGUUGGCUCUUCGGACCUCAAAAGUGAAAAAAGAUCUGAUAUAACUGCUCUUCAGAGUUGGCUACCAUAACAUAUUCAACUUGAAUUGAUCAUUCGGUUCAUUGACACUUUUGCUGAGGAAAAUGUUUCUUUAGCUGUCUGAAUUUAAAUCUUGCUGCUGACGUGGUGGGAUUUGAACUCCUUUUCAGAGCAUUAGCAUCUUUGGUGAUCCUUGUCCACGGGGUAUGUUGAAAAUAAUGAACAACCCAUACGCUGACCUCUUGGAGCCUCUUGAUCCUAACUGGAAGGAAAAGAAGUUCUACAAUCUGUGCAAAUUGGGAGAUGAAAGAUAUGCACAUUUGCCGUUUUCUAUCCGUGUACUUCUGGAAGCAGCAGUCAGAAACUGUGACUGUUUUCUUGUGAAGAAAGAUGAUGUUGAAAAUAUAUUGAACUGGAAGGUCACCCAACACAAAGGUGUUGAAGUGCCUUUUAAACCUGCUCGUGUCAUCUUGCAGGAUUUCACUGGUGUACCUGCUGUGGUAGACUUUGCUGCUAUGCGAGAUGCUGUGAAAAAACUGGGGGGAGAUCCGGAGAAGAUCAAUCCAAUUUGUCCUGCAGAUUUGGUUAUUGAUCACUCCAUCCAAGUAGAUUUCAACAGACGGCCAGACAGCUUGCAAAAAAAUCAAGAAAUUGAAUUUGAAAGAAACAAAGAAAGAUUUGAGUUUUUGAAGUGGGGUUCUAAAGCUUUUCGAAAUAUGAGGAUUAUUCCCCCUGGCUCAGGAAUCAUCCAUCAGGUGAAUCUAGAAUAUUUGGCGCGGGUCGUGUUUGAUCAGGAUGGAUAUUACUACCCUGACAGUCUGGUUGGUACGGAUUCUCACACAACAAUGAUCGAUGGCCUAGGUGUGCUUGGCUGGGGUGUGGGUGGCAUUGAGGCUGAAGCAGUGAUGUUGGGCCAGCCAAUCAGCAUGGUUCUUCCAGAGGUGGUUGGCUAUAAAUUGAUGGGAAGCCCACAAUCCUUGGUAACAUCAACAGAUAUAGUCCUCACAAUUACAAAACACCUUCGCCAGGUUGGGGUUGUGGGGAAAUUUGUUGAAUUCUUUGGACCAGGAGUGGUGCAGUUAUCCAUUGCUGAUCGAGCAACUAUUGCCAACAUGUGUCCUGAGUAUGGGGCAACUGCAGCUUUCUUUCCUGUUGAUAAAAUCAGCAUGAAGUACCUGAAACAAACAGGUCGAGAUGAAAAUAAGCUGAAUUACAUUGAGAGAUAUCUAAAAGCAGUUGGAAUGUUCAGGGAUUUCAGUGAUUCAUCUGAGGAUCCAGAGUUUACACAGGUAGUGGAACUAGAUCUCAGCACUGUGGUAUCGUGCUGCAGCGGUCCCAAAAGACCUCAGGACAAAGUGGCUGUAUCCAGUAUGAAGCAAGAUUUUGAAAGUUGUUUGACAGCAAAGCGAGGAUUUAAAGGAUUUCAGAUUCCACCAGUUCGUCAAGAUGACAAAGUGAAAUUUAAAUACAGUGAUGAGGAUUAUGAGUUGUGCCAUGGUUCAGUGGUAAUUGCUGCCAUCACCAGCUGUACAAACACCAGCAAUCCAUCUGUAAUGUUAGGAGCAGGAUUAUUGGCGAAGAAAGCAGUAGAAGCUGGUCUUAAUGUUAAACCAUACAUCAAAACCAGCUUAUCUCCAGGAAGUGGUGUAGUUACCUACUAUUUAAGAGAGAGUGGAGUCAUGCCCUAUCUUGCAAAGCUAGGGUUUGAUGUUGUCGGCUAUGGGUGCAUGACGUGCAUUGGUAAUAGCGGUCCACUUCCAGAGUCUGUAGCAGAAGCCAUCACUAAGAAUGACCUUGUUGCAGUUGGAGUAUUGUCUGGGAACAGAAACUUUGAAGGUCGUGUCCAUCCCAACACACGUGCUAACUAUUUGGCUUCCCCACCUUUGGUUAUUGCAUACGCCAUAGCUGGGACUAUAAGGAUCAACUUUGAAGUGGAACCAUUAGGUAUUACUGCGGAAGGAAAGGAAAUCUUUCUGAGAGAGAUUUGGCCAACCAGGGAGGAACUGCAAGCAAUUGAGAGGGAAUUUGUUAUUCCUGCCAUGUUCAAGGAGGUUUACAAGAAGAUUGAGAAAGGAAAUGAAUGCUGGAAUUCUUUGAAUGCUCCUAGUGACAAACUCUACGCUUGGAAUCCCAGGUCAACGUAUAUUAAGUCACCGCCAUUUUUUGAAAACCUGAUAGUGGAACUGCAGAGACCUAAACCUAUCAUUGAUGCUUAUGUUCUUUUGAAUCUGGGUGAUUCAGUGACAACUGAUCAUAUCUCUCCAGCGGGGAAUAUUGCAAGAAACAGCCCAGCGGCACGGUAUUUAACUGAUCGAGGUUUAACUCCUCGUCAGUUCAAUUCCUAUGGAUCCCGUCGAGGAAAUGAUGCAGUAAUGGCAAGAGGGACAUUCGCAAACAUCCGGUUACUUAAUAAAUUCCUCAAUAAGCAGGGACCGCAGACCAUACAUUUUCCCAGUGGAGAAACACUGGAUGUGUAUGAUGCUGCAGAACGCUAUCAACAACAAGCUCAUCCUCUGAUUAUUUUGGCUGGUAAGGAGUAUGGAUCAGGCAGCUCAAGAGACUGGGCAGCAAAGGGUCCCUAUUUGCAGGGCAUCAAAGCUGUCCUUGCUGAGAGCUAUGAACGCAUUCAUCGGAGUAAUCUUGUGGGGAUGGGGAUAAUUCCCUUGGAAUACCUACCAGGACAGACUGCUGACAGCUUGGGACUUACUGGUCGUGAAUGCUUUACUAUCUCCAUUCCGAACCAGAUGAACCCCAAGAUGAAUGUGGAGAUUGAGCUUGACACUGGCAAGUCCUUCCAAGCUACUAUGCGAUUCGAUACCGACGUUGAACUGGCCUAUUUCCAUCAUGGCGGUAUACUAAACUACAUGAUCCGAAAGAUGAUAUCAAAUUAACUGGACAAUUUUUUUGGUUAGGGGUGGGGGUUUUUUGGUUAGAGUGGUGACAAAUGUUUGAUCAUGUCAAGAAACGCACAAAUUGAAAGCACUAGUUAUCAGAAGUAAAUUUUGAUAAUUCUCUUUUAUUCCAGUUUAGUUGGAGCAGUUCUGACUGGGUUUUGUAAUAGGUGAAAGAUUUUUGUAAUUCCCUUCCUGGAACUAAUUUUUAACUACAAUUCAUUGAAUUACAUCUUCACACAUUUGCAAGUUAUAUUUAGUCAGUUAUAAUAAUAAUCUAUUUUUGAAACCUACACACGUAAUAUCAUUAAACAUGAUAUGUGAAAACUUGUCUGCAGUCUGUACAAUUUAUACAGUGUCACGUUGCUUUCGCCAAAGCAACUGUUUUGAUUAUGUUUCCAAUUUCUUGUCUAUCUUAACUUGUUGACUGAAACUUUAAAUUACCAACUUUAGUAGAGGAGAAGGUUGGAGGUUAAAGUGGUCAGUUUUCCGUGUACUUUUUAAACAUUUGGGUUGAAGAUCUGAAUAUGGACUUCAAGUUUGUAUUAUUUGGUUGACUCUUAGUGCUCACUGAGGAAGCCUUGUAAGCUAAUUGUUUGCCAGGGUACAUCCUGAGGAUGUGUCCUCAGCCCACGACUGGGUUGCCAAAUUCUGAACGAAUGCCAUCUAUAAGUUUGCUGACGACACCACUGUAGUAGUAUGAUUAUCGAAUAAUGAGUCAAAAUACAGAAGGGAGACAGAGAGCUUGGUGACGUGGUGCAAUGAGAGCAAUCUCUCUCUCAACAUUGGCAAAAUUAAAAAUCUAAUUGUUGCCUUCAGAAAGAAAGGAGGAGAGCAUGCCCCCAUCUUCAUCAAAAACAUCAAGUUCCUUGGAGUGACGAUAACUGACAACUUGUCCUGGAAUUCCCACGUAGAUGCAAUGGUCAAGAAGGCACAAUAAUGCUGCCUCUUCCUCAGACAGCUCAGUAAAUUUGGCAUGUCCAUAAGCCUCCUCACCAACUUUUACAGAUGCACAAUUGAAAGUGUACUGCUCUGCCCAGGACCAUAAGAAACUACAGAAGGUAGUGUGCACAGCCCAGGCCAUUUCGGAAGCCAACCUUCCAUCCAUGGUCCUCAUUUACACAGAUCCCUGCUGCAGAAAGGCAGCCAACAUCAUCAAAGACCCAUCGCACCUCAGAAAUCUCCUACAACCUCUUCCAUCAAGCAGAAGAUACAGUAGCCUGAACACGCACCAGCAGGUUCAGGAACAGCUUCUUUCCAGCUGUUAUUAGACUGAUGAAUGGAUUCUCUGCCCUCAAAUAAUGCUGAUCUUGCUAAUGUUGACCUUGCCUGGCGCAUGCCCUGUGCAAUGUAACCUGUAUGCCUCCAUGUAAGUCUUUUUGAUCUGUGCAUCCUUGCUUUUUGUGGUCUGCCUGUACCGUUUGUAAACGAACUGUACCUCUGUACACGUGACAAUAAAUCAAUCAAUUAGGUGCUGAGAACAGCUUAAAAUAA
Stegostoma tigrinum is the source of this 4451-nucleotide messenger RNA. RefSeq names its product cytoplasmic aconitate hydratase. NCBI's taxonomy places the organism in Eukaryota, Metazoa, Chordata, Chondrichthyes, Orectolobiformes, Stegostomatidae. Gene Ontology annotation, cellular component: cytosol; mitochondrion. The coding region runs from base 273 to 2957 and encodes 894 amino acids. The transcript has 23 exons. Gene Ontology annotation, biological process: citrate metabolic process; tricarboxylic acid cycle. Gene Ontology annotation, molecular function: 4 iron, 4 sulfur cluster binding; 3 iron, 4 sulfur cluster binding; aconitate hydratase activity. The record is from RefSeq and is a predicted model, not a curated record.